AUGAAGGCACUCAAAUCGAAGUCCCAGGUCAAAAAGGCCCCCGUGGGACAAAAGUCCAAGUUCAUGCUGGACUGCACGGCUCCGGCCAACGACAACAUCAUCAACCCCUCGGGAUUGGAGAAGUUUUUGCAAGAUCGCAUCAAGGUUGAUGGCAAGACCGGCAACCUGGGAACCAGCGUCACGGUGACCAGGGAGAAGAACAAGAUCCACGUCACCGCCGAGGUGCCCUUCUCGAAGAGAUACAUUAAGUACCUCACCAAGAAGUACCUCAAGAAGCAGCAGCUUCGUGACUUCUUGCGCGUCGUAGCGAACAAGGAGAACUCAUAUGAGCUCCGCUACUUCCAGAUCAACGACGAGGCGGAGGCUUAA
Molecule: messenger RNA, 369 nt
Organism: Babesia ovata
Lineage: Eukaryota; Apicomplexa; Aconoidasida; Piroplasmida; Babesiidae
Product: 60S ribosomal protein L22
Exons: 3
Coding region: 1-369 (122 amino acids)
Biological process (GO): cytoplasmic translation
Cellular component (GO): ribosome
Molecular function (GO): RNA binding; structural constituent of ribosome
Source: RefSeq, a predicted model, not a curated record